Cricetulus griseus (Chinese hamster) is the source of this 348-nucleotide messenger RNA. The record is from RefSeq and is a predicted model, not a curated record. Lineage: Eukaryota; Metazoa; Chordata; Mammalia; Rodentia; Cricetidae.
AUGGCCAAAAAAAGAAGAAACAAUCAUUGUGCCAAAAAGGGCCACAGCUAUGUGCAGCCAAUUCACUGCAUGAACUGCACCCGGCGCGAGCCCAAGGACAAGGCCAUUAAGAAGUCCAUCAUUCCGAACACUGUAGAGGAUGCUGCUCUCAGGGGCAUAGCCAAAACGAGUGUCUCUGACGCUUGGGUACCUCCCAAACUCUACAUCAAGCUGCAUGACUGUAUGAGCUAUGCUAUUCAUAGCAAGGUAGUCAGGAAUCGAUCUUAUGAAGGCCAGAAGGACCAAACAGCCCCACCACAAUUUAGACCUGCUGCUGCUGCACCACAACCCCCACCAAAGCCCAUGUAA